AUGCCUGGUCCCCGAAAUAUAAAGAAAAAGAAACAGGUGCAAGCCAAGAAGACGCGGAGAACUGAAACAAGUGGCAAGGCGCCAGAACUCGAAGCCAGUCCAGCCCCGCAGCUAGAUGCGCUCCCCGUGCCCAGCCAAAUAGAUUCAAGCCAACCCGCUGCACAUCCGCCCGUAAUUCCUGAUCGACUGUAUGCGCACGAAACCCAUGACCGAAUCUACGUCCACGACCCCCACGACGACUCGUCUUCUGAAUCUGACACGUGCGGAACGGACGACGACCGUGAGGUCAUACCGCUUGCGCUGCUCACGGAGCCGUUCAUCCAUGACCCGGGCUCAGGCCCGCGCGUACGGGACACACGCGCAUUCCUCGCUUCGUCAUUUGCCGCACCCGCAUCACUCGACGACCCGCUAUGCGCGGAAUUCGCACAAGACGAGAUGUUGGAGAUGUUGAGCACGAUUUUGCCUGAAGAGACAGCGCUGAUUUUGUGGUACAACCGGAGUAGGAAGACUGCAAGAGUGUGUCCUGCGUGUCAGAGACUAUAUCGACUGGGCGAUGUCCUCCCAGACCAUCUUGAUCAUGAAAAGGAGAACUCCGAGCCGCGUGUUGAUGCGCAGUCAUCUCCAUACCUUCUACAUGAACAAGAGCUUAGCGGACUAUGUUCUCCUGUGUGUUUCAUCGUCGCGUCCUUCAAUUAUCCUGGGGCAAUUCGUUCGACGUGGGGUCGUGGCGAAGAAGAACUAGAUGAUGAAACAUGGGAUAUGCUUGACGGUCCAGGUGCAGGCGCGGCGAAGAACGACAUGGGAUUAGGUCUUUUGCUCAAGAUGACCCGCUGCUCGGAUCUCGGACUUGGAGAGCUAUUCUUUCCCGACGAGGAUAUGGAUGGAGAGCCAGAUGAAGGGGCUGUUUGUGAGGAUGAUGAAGCCACGGAGAUGACUCCCAAAGCUGUACGAACUACAGGUAUACGGGAACAAGAGGGGUCCCAGAGCGUCAGCAGCGAAUUAGAAGGUCUCCAAUUGCGAAUGGAAGAUCUAGUGGUGUGCAGAUAA
Messenger RNA from Fibroporia radiculosa, 1047 nucleotides. RefSeq lists its product as uncharacterized. NCBI's taxonomy places the organism in Eukaryota, Fungi, Basidiomycota, Agaricomycetes, Polyporales, Fibroporiaceae. The transcript is spliced from 3 exons. The record is from RefSeq and is a predicted model, not a curated record. Bases 1 to 1047 code for a protein of 348 amino acids.